AUGGCGAAGAAGAAAGGACCGCCCUAUACUGAUGACCCUGGAUGCAAGUACAUUGUCAUUGACGAUCCCUGGCCGGGUACCAAACAGGGCAGGGAUCGCAAGGACAACUUCUUCAACCUCGUGGGCAUGUGGGUAUACUUUAUGCUCAAUAGGAAAGACAUCCCAGAGUCGAUCUUCUCGGUGAACACGCGCGCAGAGGUCAUCGUGAAGCUGCCCGAGCACGUUGACAUCACACCUAUCCUCGGCGCGCACGUAUGGCGCCAGUGUUUUACCGACGGGGCCCCUCAGGACAUCGAGCGCGUCUCGUACGUGUUCGAGUACAAUUACAGGACAAAGGGCGAUCCAGGCAGUCACCAGUGGUCAGAGCACUAUCCGAUUGUCGAUCCGAUUCCUAGGGGGUUUCCUGUGAGGCAACCGUACGCCCCCACGCACUGGGCAACGCAUCAAGGUCGGAACUGCGCGGACCUUGCCCUACCAUUGCCCAAGACGCGCCAACGCACACCCACGCCUCCUCCGAACGAAUUUACCCCAUACCACGCUCCCGCUCAUCUCGACGCCGCUCGUGCCGCGCAGUUCGUCGAGGAAGGCGAGGGACAGACCCCUGAUGUGCAGUGCGCUUGGGCAGAUGAUAGGGAGGUCAAGCCUGAGCUGGAGGCUGCUGCACCAGUAUUGUUUGUCGACAAGCGCGACCCUUACGAAGAGGAGGAUGCCGCACUCCAGUUUGUGAAGCAGGAGCCUUGCGACAGCUCUGCAUCUUCAAUUGUCAAGCAAGAAAUUACGGAAGUCCGCGUCAAAGAGGAGGUACACGAUGUCCCGGUUAAGAUGGAAGAGCAGCGCGCCCCCGCGACCCCAGCUCAAGCUCAGCCUUCGGCGGCAUUCCUUGCUGCCUUUCAGAGGUUGGAGCAACGUACUCGCGCAGCUCAAGGCCAGACAGCUGUCUCCCCUUCUACUCCAGAGAAUGCUCAGCUUUCAGCACAACUCGCCAACGAGAAUGCAGGACGUGGGCGUCCAGCUGAGCUGGUGCGGGUCAAACCAGAACCCGAAGAGCACACGCUCCCUUUGUCGUCCACGAGUUUCCAGCAUCCUCGAUCGCUGCCCGACUCUCGCGUCGGGUCCGUCGGAUCUUUCGACGGUCGUAUGCCAACAACAGGGAGACAUCAAUCCCAUGUGAAACCCGAGCCAGAAGACGCGACGCUACCCUCGCAGACGCGUAUGUAG
Molecule: messenger RNA, 1218 nt
Organism: Postia placenta MAD-698-R-SB12
Lineage: Eukaryota; Fungi; Basidiomycota; Agaricomycetes; Polyporales; Adustoporiaceae
Exons: 11
Coding region: 1-1218 (405 amino acids)
Source: RefSeq, a predicted model, not a curated record